Messenger RNA from Lecanosticta acicola, 318 nucleotides. The record is from the annotation of a GenBank genome assembly. Lineage: Eukaryota; Fungi; Ascomycota; Dothideomycetes; Mycosphaerellales; Mycosphaerellaceae.
AUGAAGCAAUUCACCAGCUUCACGUUCGAACUGCUCGAAGAAUUGGGUGACGAACAUCGGCUAGGCUGCAAAUGCUGCCGUUUUGGGAACGGCGUCGACCUCCCGAUACCAAGACAGCUCUCGGUCCAGGAGACGACGCGGGCCGCGCGGAAAUUUUCAGCAGCAAUCUUCAAGCACUGGACGGAACUCAACGCUAUCAUCAAGCGUUUCGAGGGCACCAUGCACAAGCGGUGGAUGAAGAAGAGCUUCAGACAGCGACGCGAAAUCCUACUCAAAGCUUGGCCACAAGAUAUCCGCAACCCACAGGCCCGACUUUGA